This is a messenger RNA of Sphenostylis stenocarpa, 222 nucleotides long. The record is from the annotation of a GenBank genome assembly. Lineage: Eukaryota; Viridiplantae; Streptophyta; Magnoliopsida; Fabales; Fabaceae.
AUGAACUUCAUUAGUGAGGGCUACUUCUUCUAUUAUACCUUAUUCAUUCUUUCCGGCUCAUCGAAUUCCUGUUAUCGAAAGAAGCCCGGGAAUGUAAUUCGAGACUGUCUCACUCAGCCUCCUUGCAAGAACACACCUAAAGGUAGUCAAACCCAGUCUCAACCUCAAACUCAUUCCAAGGUUGCUGCUACUAAUGAGGAUUCUUCUUCUUCCGAGCCUUAG